AUGAAAUCCAUGGUGAAUAGCAGUUGGGUGCGUGAAUUUACACUGCUGGGGUUGACUGACAUCCCAGAGCUGCAAGUCCCCCUCUUCCUAACAGUCACCUUCAUUUAUCUCAUCACUCUUAGUGGGAACCUGGGCAUGAUCCUGUUGAUCCUGCUGGACUCUCGACUCCACACUCCCAUGUAUUUUUUCCUUAGUAACCUGUCUCUGGUAGACUGUGUCUAUUCCUCUGCCGUGACUCCUAAGGUGAUGGCUGGACUUCUCACAGGGGAUCAAGUUAUCUCCUAUGCAGGGUGUGUUAUUCAGAUGUUCUUCUUUGUGGCUUUUGCCAGUGUUGACUGUUUUCUACUUACCGUCAUGGCUUAUGAUCGUCAUGCAGCAGUAUGUAAACCUUUACAUUACAACACCACCAUGACUCCCAGUGUGUGUGCUCAGAUGGUGGCAAGCUGCUAUAUUUGGGGCUUGAUUGAAUCUGUCAUCCAUACUGGGUUCACCUUCAGUAACUCCUUCUGCCAUUCUCAUGUGGUCCAUCACUUUUUCUGUGACAUCCCCGCAAUCUUGGCCCUUUCCUGCUCUGAUAUCUAUAUAAAUGAGAUUGUGCUCUUUAUCUUAGCAGCUUUCAAUGUCUGUUUUGCUGUUAUGAUUAUCCUGACCUCCUAUGCAUUCAUUUUCAUUGCCAUCCUGAGGAUGCAUUCUGCAGAAGGAAGGAAAAGAGCCUUCUCCACCUGUGCUUCUCACCUUACUGCUGUAGCCAUAUUCUAUGGAACUGUAAUAUUCAUGUACUUACAGCCCAGUUCUAGUCAUUCUAUGGACAACGACCAAAUGGCAUCUGUGUUCUAUACAAUAGUGAUUCCCAUGUUGAAUCCAAUUGUCUACAGUCUAAGAAAUAAAGAAGUUAAUAAUGGUUUCAGGAAAGCCAUUGAGAAGAUGAAGACUUUGCUCUGCAUGCAAUUUUGA
This is a messenger RNA of Ochotona princeps (American pika), 954 nucleotides long. Its product is annotated as olfactory receptor 5B2-like. Bases 1 to 954 code for a protein of 317 amino acids. Gene Ontology annotation, molecular function: odorant binding; G protein-coupled receptor activity; olfactory receptor activity. Gene Ontology annotation, biological process: sensory perception of smell; G protein-coupled receptor signaling pathway. The record is from RefSeq and is a predicted model, not a curated record. The transcript has a single exon. NCBI's taxonomy places the organism in Eukaryota, Metazoa, Chordata, Mammalia, Lagomorpha, Ochotonidae. Gene Ontology annotation, cellular component: membrane.